AUGGAAUCAUCAAAUGAACUUUUUUCUAUUGUUAAUGACGUUAUAGAUUAUUGUCAAAAUCCAUCUGAAAUUGUUCCUUGUAAUGCACGUCAAUAUUUAAUGUGUCCUCAUUGUUCAUAUAAUCUUUGUUUUGAACAUAAAAAACAACAUGAAAAACAAAUUCAAAAUGAAGUAUUUUUUUUACAUAAUCAAGCAAAAGGUUUAGAAAAAACAUUAAAUGAAUAUAAACCUGUAGAAAUAAUUAUAGAAGAAGUAUUGAAUUCAUUAAAUGAAUGGAAACAAAAAAUGCAUAAUUUUAUCGAUCAAUAUACUGAACAAGUUAAAAUACAUAUUGAACAAGCAAAAAAUCGAUUAAAUGAUCAAUGGAUUAUAGCUAAAGAAGAAUAUUUACAAAUUUUACAUAAUUUUAUUAUUGAACCUAUCGAUCAAUUAUUAAAUGGUAUUAUUCUAAAGAGAAUGAAAAAAGUAAUUGAUUUUUUUUUUUUUAUUUCAGCACCAAAACAAAUUCAUCCAGAUGAAGUACAUCAAGUUCAUACUCGAUUAAUUAAUAUUCAAAGUCAAAUCACAAAUUUAUUAACAUAUCGUGAUAUUCUUCGUAUUAAUUUUGAUUCAUGUUCAUUAGGUGGUAAUAUUAAUAUUUCUCGUGGUCAUUUUCCUUCGCCGAAGAUGAUUUCAUUGACAUCUUCAUCUCAACAAUCUUCAAAUUCAUUAGAAAAUAUUCCUAAUUUAAAUCGUAUCAAUUUACUUUAUCGAUUUAAUAUGUUAUCAACAGAUACAUCAGCUUUAGGUGUUUCUUCUUAUCGAAUGGGUAAUUCUACUGAAAUAUUUAUUACAUGGAUUAAACCAAGUACACUAACUAUUUUUGAUGCCGAACAAGGUAUGAUUAAACGUGUAGAUGUUGAACCACCAUUUAUAACAAUUAAUGAUAUUGUAUGGUGUGAUUAUUUAAAUAUUUUUCUUAUUUCUGGUGCUGCUCUUCACACAUUUGAUGUAAUCAAUAAUGAUGUUAAGCAAAUUUUUACAUCUGAAAAUCCACAAAUAUGGUCAAUUACUACGCAUAAAACAAGUCUGUUUGUUUGUUAUGUUAUGGGUGAAUCACCUCUAAUUGAACAUCGUUCAUUACCAUCAUUUCGUACAAUUCAAACAUAUACUCGUUCACAAAUUUUACCAACUAAUUCUCCAUCAAUAGCUGAAAUAGCUCGCUGUAUUCGAACAAAUGGUUAUCAUAUAGCAAUGACCGUUCGAAAUCUAACUACAUAUGAAUGGCGUGUUGAUAUAUUUAAUUUUCAUAUGCAACGAUUAUUCAAAGGUGAAAUUUUAGGACAUGCAGCCUAUUCAGAUUAUUGGUGUUGUUUAUUAACAUCUUAUCGAUCUUGUUGGUGGUUAGUUAUGAAUAAUACAUCAGAACAAGAAACAUUGUCAUUAAUUGAUAAACAAGCACGUAUCAGACAACAAAUCAAACACGAAGGAUACAACAUUUGUAUUUUACAAGGAGAACAACGAUUUGUUAUUAAAGAUCAACAAGGAUUAGCAGUAUUUCGUUUUUAA
This is a messenger RNA of Rotaria sp. Silwood2, 1548 nucleotides long. Lineage: Eukaryota; Metazoa; Rotifera; Eurotatoria; Philodinida; Philodinidae. The record is from the annotation of a GenBank genome assembly.